Molecule: messenger RNA, 1710 nt
Organism: Opisthocomus hoazin
Lineage: Eukaryota; Metazoa; Chordata; Aves; Opisthocomiformes; Opisthocomidae
Source: RefSeq, a predicted model, not a curated record
AUGACGUGGCUGCUGUCUUUGAUUCUCACCGUCGGGGCUGCGGAGCUUGUCGCUACUGGACAACAAGCAGAGCAACCAGAAGUGGGGACCAAGUACGGGAGAGUCCGAGGGUACCAAUUCCGAGUGGACGCAGCUGAGAGGAGUGUAAAUGUCUUUUUGGGACUCCCGUUCGCGAAGCCUCCGGUUGGACCGCUGAGGUUUUCCGAACCCCAGCCACCCGAGCCGUGGGACGGUGUCAGAGAUGCCACUUCCUACCCACCAAUGUGUCUACAGGAUAAAGCACAAGGACAGGGUUUUUCAGACGCUAUUACUAAUAGAAAAGAAAAAGUUCUUCUCGAAAUGUCUGAAGAUUGCUUAUACCUAAACGUGUACACACCCAGUUCUACAGAAAAACAGGAGAAGCUGCCUGUCUUUGUGUGGAUCCAUGGAGGUGGGUUAGUUUUUGGAGCAGGAUCAUCGUACGACGGUUCAGCGUUAGCAGCCUUUGACAACGUGGUGGUUGUAACAAUUCAGUACCGGCUAGGUAUUGCUGGAUAUUUUAGCACUGGUGACGAGCAUGCCCGAGGUAACUGGGGGUAUCUGGAUCAAGUGGCAGCUCUUCAGUGGGUUCAGGACAAUAUCAUACAUUUUGGAGGAGAUCCAGGAUCUGUCACUAUCGCUGGAGAAUCCGCAGGAGGAAUCAGCGUUUCUGCUCUUGUCUUAUCUCCCCUGGCGAAGGGCUUGUUCCAUAAGGCCAUUUCAGAGAGUGGUACUGCAUCCAGGAUUUUGUUCACUGACCAGCCUGAGGAGGAAGCACAAAGAAUUGCUGCUGCCGCUGGCUGUGAAAAAUCCAGUUCGGCUGCAAUAGUCGAAUGCUUAAGAGAAAAAACAGGAGAAGAGAUGGUACAGAUACUACAAAAAAUGGAUUUGACAACACUGCAGCUAUGUUAUACCUCACCUGAAAAAUGUGCACAGCCUUCCCCAUACCGCAGUGCAUAUGCAGAUGGUGUAUUUCUUCCAAAGAGUUUCAGGCAAUUACUAUCUGAAAAUAUGAUCAAUGCAGUCCCAUAUAUAAUAGGUGUAAAUAACUGUGAAUUUGGAUGGACUAUUCCUAUGAUAAUGAAAUUUCCUGCUUACGCAGAUGGUCUGGAUGAAGAUGUCGCACGUCAAGUUUUACGCAGCAUCUUAGCAUUCACAAUUAUGGGUAUUACUUCUGAAGUUACUGAUCGAGUAUACAAUGAAUACAUAGGGAAUGCAGAAAACCGUGCUCAGGUGCGAGAUGGCCUUCUGGAUGCAUUAGGAGACUCUUUCUUUGUUUUUUCAGCCAUUGAAGUGGCCAGAUACCACCGAGAUGCUGGCAACCCAGUCUACUUUUAUGAAUUUCAGCAUCGACCGAGUUCCACGGCGGGUAUUGUACCAGAGUUUGUAAAAGCGGAUCAUUCAGAUGAGAUUGCCUUUGUCUUUGGGAAACCAUUCUUAGCUGGUCAUGCUACAAAAGAAGAAGAAAAACUUAGCAGAACUGUCAUGAGAUACUGGACUAACUUUGCUAGAAAUGGCAAUCCCAACGGAGAAGGCUUGGUCCACUGGCCUCAGUAUGAGCUGGAUGAAGCAUACCUGGAAAUAGGACUGGUGCAAAAGGCAGCAAAGAGAUUGAAAGAACACAGAAUGGAGUUCUGGGCAAAGCUCACAGAACAAAUGGUGGAUGAAAGGAGAGAACACACCGAUUUGUAG